Molecule: messenger RNA, 2129 nt
Organism: Ricinus communis (castor bean)
Lineage: Eukaryota; Viridiplantae; Streptophyta; Magnoliopsida; Malpighiales; Euphorbiaceae
Product: UDP-glycosyltransferase 92A1
Exons: 1
Coding region: 202-1680 (492 amino acids)
Molecular function (GO): UDP-glycosyltransferase activity
Source: RefSeq, a predicted model, not a curated record
UGAACCAAUGGUGGAGUAUCAUGAACCAACGAUGGAUCAGUCUCCUAUAAUUGUCUUGAUACCUUAAUUUUAGAGAUUAUUUGCUUGCAUACAUACAUAAGUUUCUCGUCAAGAACACAAAAGAAAGAAAGAAAUCUUGUCUUUCUGCUCUCUCUCUCUCUCUCUCUCUUUUCUCCCCUGCAACACACGCAUCGUCAAGAAAUGGCUCCAAGAAGAGAAAAUAUAGUGAUGUUUCCGUUCAUGGCACAAGGGCAUAUCAUCCCUUUCCUGGCAUUAGCCUUUCAUAUCGAGCAAACAAAAAAGUACAAGAUAACCUUUGUUAACACACCUCUUAACAUCAAGAAACUGAAAUCAUCUCUCCCUCCCAAUUCUUCAAUUCGUCUUCUUGAGAUUCCUUUCGAUAGCUGCGAUCAUGGUCUCCCUCCAAACACUGAAAACACAGAUGUCCUUUCUUACCCUCGCAUCAUUCAACUUCUCCAUGCCUCCACUUCUCUUGAGCCCGCAUUCAAGAAACUCAUUCUUGAUAUCACAAAUGAGCAAGAAGGUGAGCCUCCACUUUGUAUCAUUGCUGAUAUAUUCUUUGGAUGGACAGCUACUGUUGCUAAGGAACUUGGUGUUUUUCAUGCUAUUUUUAGUGGUGCUGGUGGGUUUGGUCUGGCCGUUUAUUACUCUGUAUGGUCAAGUCUUCCUCACAGGAAUGCAAAAUCUGAUGAGUUUGAGUUGCAAGAUUUUCAAGAAGUUUCAAAACUUCAUUUAACCCAAUUGCCUUUGAGUAUUUUAGAGGCAGAUGGGACGGAUUCUUGGUCAGUUUUUCAAAGAAAGAAUCUAUCGGCAUGGUUUGAUUCUAAUGGCAUUUUGUUUAAUACAGUACAGGAGUUUGAUCAUGUUGGUUUAUCGUAUUUUAGGCGAAAAUUAGGUCGGCCAGCAUGGGCAGUAGGUCCAGUUCUGCUAUCGAUGGAAAACAGAAAUCGUGGUGGGAAAGAAGCCGGAAUUUCACCAGAUCUUUGCAAGGAAUGGCUAGAUAAUAAGCCUGUAAGUUCAGUUCUAUAUGUUUCAUUUGGGUCACACAAUACAAUCUCUCCGUCACAAAUGAUGCAAUUAGCUUUGGGAUUAGAAGCCAGUGGCAGAAACUUUAUCUGGGUUGUUAGGCCACCAAUAGGAUUUGACAUAAACUCAGAAUUCAGAGUCAAAGAAUGGUUGCCUGAAGGAUUUGAAGAAAGAAUCAAAGAAUCAGGAAAAGGGUUAUUAGUGCAUAAAUGGGCAUCACAGGUUGAAAUUUUGUCUCAUAAGUCUACAUGUGCAUUCUUGAGUCAUUGUGGAUGGAAUUCUGUGCUAGAAUCAUUGAACAAUGGAGUACCAUUGAUUGGAUGGGCAAUGGCAGGCGAGCAAUUUUUCAAUGUCAAAUUUCUGGAAGAAGAAUUAGGGGUAUGUGUGGAAGUAGCUAGAGGGAAGACUUGUGAAGUUAGGUAUGAAGACAUAAAGGACAAAAUUGAAUUGGUUAUGAGUGAGACAGGGAAAGGAGAGGAAAUAAAGAGGAAGGCUCUUGAAGUUAAGGAAAUGAUAAAAAAUGCCAUGAAAGAAGAGAAUGGAAUCAAGGGUUCUUCUUUAAAAGCAUUGGAAGAUUUUUUCCAAGCUGCGAUGUCAAUAGGAGAGAAGACGGAUAAGAAUUUUACUUAUUAAUGGUAUCAUUUUAUUAUCUCUCUAUUCUCAGCCUUCUCUUUUGACGUUAGUUCUAAUUACUUAAGAAAAUACAAUAUCAGGGUAGAAUUAGUCCUUUUGGAGGAUUUGAAAGCAAAGCAAGCAAAUAAGGAUGUUCCGUAGAUAUUGGCUAUUCCUUUUUAUGAUUUCACAUUUUGUUUGAAAUUGUUUUCCUCCUUUUGUAUGAGAAUUGGUAACUCUGUUGUUUGUAAAUGUGCUCUGGUUGUGUCCUACAAUUUGUAUGUAUAGCUUUGUCGUUGACAAAAAGGCCAAGACAGGGAUCCACCUAACGCACGUUGUGGCGGCAAUCAAGUUUGUCCCGAGUAUGCUUUUCCUUUUUUCUUUCUUUCAAAAAACAAAACAAAAAGAAUUGCUUCUUUACAUUUGAGAAGUGGGAGCAUUUAGAAAAAUAGAAGAUAUUCUUUUACUUU